This is a messenger RNA of Medioppia subpectinata, 1200 nucleotides long. Lineage: Eukaryota; Metazoa; Arthropoda; Arachnida; Sarcoptiformes; Oppiidae. The record is from the annotation of a GenBank genome assembly.
AUGGACAAACAUAUGUGGGAUUUCUUGGCGAGUGGUUUGGCUUCGGGUUCGGGUCCGAAAGCUCACAUCACUUUGAAAACCGGACGUAUUGUCAAUAUAUGUGAAUUGAAAAGUGAAACACGAGCUCUCAGUUGUAAGAUUAGAUUUGAUACCAAACUCACAACUCGUAUUCCCAUUCAACUAAUUGGUGAGAAGUAUUUGCGCGACCGUAUCGUCAAAUAUCUCAUUGAUCACGUGAAUGAGGUUAAGGUUAUGCAAGUGGUCAACGACGACAAACACGAGUUACCCGACUAUUGUACACUUUGUUACGGGUCUCAUUCAUUCACGAGUUGUAGAAAUUGUCGGUACUGUUACGGGUCAGACCAUCAGGCCAUCGAUUGUAUACUUUUACAGAAUAAAAUGGAUUAUUUAGGCCAAACUGACAAACCAGACAAAAAGUUUGUGCCAUUGGAUAAAAUGUCUAAAAGUAAUCGGAAGUGCUGGAACCGCAAACAAAAGUGUGGUUUCGUAAUGGAGGCAUAUUUUCGAUUGUCUCCACUCAUAAGUACGAUUGUGCCACCGUAUGACAAUUUCAAUGAUAACAUGAUAUACUACUCUAUCGAUGUGGAAGGAGCUCAGGUGCAAGUGAAUGGAGUGAAUAGUAAUGUUGCUGUUCAAGUCGUGUUGUCCGCCCGUUUUGCCAAUCAAAUGAAGAUUACAUCGAUUUUCAGUACAUAUAUCAGGAAACCAAAGGGAUUAUACGACACAAUGAUAACAGUCAGUGGAGUGAAUGUGGCUGUUCUCGAGGAUAAGACAAAAACUCUCCCAAUAGAAGACGUCAGGAAACAUUUGUUUCAUUAUGUUUGUAACAAUACAUUGGUUGGCCACACACUGGUCAAGUCUGAUCUGGCGAUGUUAGGCAUAACUAUCGCAGAGUUAAACCAAAUUAAAUGCAAAACGAUUGACAUUAAGGAUCUAUUUGGUGGCCUUUCCCUCAAAGACAUAGCUUUUGCUAAUCUUAUUGGCAAAGAUCGUAAGCCUCUGAGGAUUCAAGAAUACCAGAAGUCAACCACUUCUCGCCCGUUAAGUGGCCAUAAUUGUGAGGUCGACUGUAGAGUGACUCUCAAGGCAUUCCACAAAUGGAAAUUCGCAACACUUGAAGAGAAGCAAAUGAUGGCAAACGCUGCGAAAGCCUUAGCAUUUAUUAAGGCUAAUUUAUAA